UUUGCCAGUGUGGCGAAUUGGAGUUGCAAGCAGAGGAAGGCGUUUGGAAGCAACUUACAUCACCGGAUUAUCCGAACAAUUACUGCAAUUCCAUGCAAUGCCAAUAUUUGAUCACCGCACCGCCUGGGUACCAUGUGGCAGUGAAUAUUACCGAACUGUUUCUUGAACCAAACGAAGAUGUUCUUGCUAUUUUCGAUGGCUCCAAUAUCACAGAUCAACGAAUACGGCUGUUCGUUUUCGUCUUCUUUUUUUUGGGCAUUAUAUCUAGACGAGUCCAGAAGAAGGAGAUGCUGCCGAUAGCAGUAAAUUACGGAAUUCAAAGCAUUUGGGUAUUAUCCUGCUUUUGUUGCUACUGCUGGCUGCAGGAGCCGGUGUUGGAUUUGCUUACUACAGGCAGUUGUUGUGCUUUGCAAAUCGUUCUGCUCGCUGGCAUAGCACAUCCGUUAUUGGAUUCACCAAUUUAACG
Molecule: messenger RNA, 466 nt
Organism: Gongylonema pulchrum
Lineage: Eukaryota; Metazoa; Nematoda; Chromadorea; Rhabditida; Gongylonematidae
Source: the annotation of a GenBank genome assembly